AUGCCGCACAACGAUUCACUCCUCGUUGACGUCCGAAUUAGUGACUGCACGGUCACCAAAGUCCUUAUGGACACUGGCAGUUCAGUCGAUCUCAUCUUUAAAAGAACACUCGUCAAGAUGGGGGUAAGCCUCGACGACAUGAAAUCUUCUGCGCGAUCGCUAACUGGCUUUAACGGGUCAACCGAGACCAUGCUCGGAACGAUACGCUUGCGAGUGUACACCGAAGGCGUCGCCAAAAACAUCAAGUUCUCCGUCAUCGACGUUCACGCUCCAUACAACGCAAUCCUAGGCACACCAUGGAUCCAUGCGAUGAAGGCCAUCGCUUCGACCUAUCACCAAUGUAUCAAAUUUCCUGGUAGAGAAGGACGGAUCGUUACUCUUCGGGGCGACCAAGCAGCUGCUCGAGAUCUCCUCGUCGCCGAGAUAAAAAACCGCAAGGCGACUUCCCACGUUAACUCAGUCACCAAACCAAUCCAGAAGAUAUACCCUUUCAAGGAAGAGAUUCUCGAGGUAACCAUCGACGACAGCGACCUAGCCAAGAUCGUCCGAGUCGGUGCCCACCUUCCCGACGACACGAAAGACAAGAUCAUUUCGUUUCUCAGGGAUAACAUCUCCACUUUCGCUUGGUCUACCUCCGACAUGAAAGGGAUCGACCCGGGCGUCACUACACACGAGCUCAACGUCGACCCAACAUUCAAACCAAUUCGUCAAAAAAGGUGCAAGCUCGGUCCCGAAACGAUCAAAAGCCGUCAAUGA
Messenger RNA from Brassica napus (rape), 756 nucleotides. RefSeq lists its product as uncharacterized. The transcript has a single exon. The record is from RefSeq and is a predicted model, not a curated record. Bases 1 to 756 code for a protein of 251 amino acids. Lineage: Eukaryota; Viridiplantae; Streptophyta; Magnoliopsida; Brassicales; Brassicaceae.